Messenger RNA from Symbiodinium necroappetens, 1842 nucleotides. The record is from the annotation of a GenBank genome assembly. NCBI's taxonomy places the organism in Eukaryota, Dinophyceae, Suessiales, Symbiodiniaceae.
AUGCUACGUCCACUGGGCCUGCUCGCAGGUAUGCUGCUCGCAGGUCUGCCGGCAAGAUGUGAGGAUCUGCCGUCGCUGCUUUGGAUGGCGCCGAUUCUGAAUGCCGGAGGCUUCUCAAGCGAGGCGCUGUCGUACGCGAUUGCACUGCACAAGGUGUAUUCCCAGAACAAAGGAGGAAAGUUUGGCUUGCGGCAAUUUGCAGAGCAGGCAAGUAGUUCCUUUGUCGACGGCCUACCCUCAGGUCUACGACAGCACUUGCAGCAGAUGCUGCAGACAGGGCGCCGGACCGAUGUUCGCUGGGACGUGGUGGUUUGCCAUGCGACGCCAGACGUUUGGCAUGGAGACGGAGCCUUUGGCUGGGGCAAGGUCGAGCCUUGCCCCCCGACCGCGGCGCGCAAAAGCAUCGGACGAGCGAUGUACGAGUCGGAUCGCCUUCCGGAAUCCUGGGUGGCACGAAUCAACGUCAUGGACCAGGUGUGGGUGCCAUCUAAGUUCGCCGUGGAGCAGUUCGCAAAAAGUGGUGUCCCCCGUGAAAAGAUAGCGGUACUACCAGAGGCUGUGGACGUGGAGCUUUUCAACCCCGCCGUGCACGAAGCUUUGGACUUGGAACUUGGAGGUGGCCUAUUUCGCUUCGUCUCGGUCUUCAAGUGGGAAAAGCGAAAAGGUUGGGACAUCCUGCUGCGCGCCUACUUCCAGGAGUUCUCCGAAGCCGACGACGUGGUGCUGGUGAUCAAGACGCAGCCUUUCCACAGCGGCGAUGAUUUCGAGAAGAAGCUCCGCGAGGAGAUUUCUCGAGCCCAGAACCAGGGCCCCCAGGGCCCCCAGGGCCAGGCAGGGAGGAGGCCGGCGCGCUUGAAGCUGCUGGCCAGGGACCUGAAGCUCAAGGAGCUCCCAGGGCUCUAUAAGGCUGCAGAUGCCUUCGUUCUGCCCAGCAGGGGCGAGGGCUGGGGAAGGCCCCACGUGGAGGCCAUGAGCAUGGGCUUGCCUGUGAUCGCCACGAACUGGAGUGGGUCGACAGAGUUCCUCUUGGAGAAUGCUUCCCUCCCUUUGCGGAUCGAUGGACUUGAGCCCGUGGAGAAUGGACCCAAAGGUCACCAGUGGGCCAAGCCCUCUGAAGCUCAUCUUCGAGAGCUGAUGCGCUGGGCUGCGGAGCACAGGGCUGAGGCGAGGAGCCUGGGCGAGGCUGCUCGCAGGUUGAUGCUGGAGCGUUUCAGCCCCAAGGCCGUCGUUGAGAAGCAUCUGCUGCCCUUGCUCCAAAGGUCUUCAGGAGCUCGUGCCCAGCGAGAUUCCGAACUGACGGCAAACAAACCUGCGGAGGAACUUCGUCGAAGACAGCCUCAUCCGCCUAGGGCCCCAUACUUUCUCGUCCCGGCUGCUGCAGGACUCAAGCUGAAAAGGCCACUGCUCAGAUGGCCUGCAGAGUUCUGGAAGAAGUCGUCACACUCCACGCGACGAGCGGCGCACAGCAAGGAGUCCACCAAUUCGCAAGGCUCGGAUGAGCCAGACGGAUUUUACCAUCUCACGGUUGGCACGAAGAGGCUACUUGUCGGCUUCUUCUGCGUGUGGGGCCUCGCGGCCAAGGAGGUAUUUGAAACACCAGUGGGCAUGCGGCAGGCAGCACGUGGUGAAGAGGAGGUGGAGGCAGCUGAGAUGGCUGAGGUAGAGGUGCUGAGGACAGAGUUGCUGCAGAUGAAAGUCUCGAGCGCAGGGACCUUUGAUGACGUUGAGGAGACAACCUUGCUCCAGGCAGACGCCAAGGCCUCCGUUGUGAUUGAUGACCUGGCCGACUUCCCAACCAUGCUCGUCCAGACUGACAUGGAGUUGGCCACGAAUCAAGCCUGA